AUGUAUCCGGACUCGAGCCCAGACUACGAUGACUCCUCGAGCUCGUCUAUCAGCAGCAGCAGCAGUACGAGCAGCACCUGCGCAGCAUCGCCUACCGGAGAUAUCCCCCGGUGUAGCCAGCGAUCUCUAGAUUCACACACGAACGUAUCGUCAAUGGACAGCAACAUGUCGCAGCCUUCGUCAGAAGAGGACGAGAGGAGAAAUAUCAGGAGAGAGAGGAAUAAAGUCGCUGCAGCCAAGUGUCGCAACAGACGAAGGGAGCUCACCGACACCCUGCAAGCCGAAACUGAUCAGCUUGAGGAGGACAAAGAGGCCUUGCAGACAGAGAUCACCCAUCUCCUGAAAGAGAAAGAGAGGCUGGAACAGAUCCUAUCCACCCACCAACCAGCCUGCAAACUAGCCGUCGCUGAGGACGAUGUCGAAAAUGAGAUCGACGAUGACAUUGAAGGUAUUCUACAAGACGCCCCAGAUUCUGCCCAGCUGCUCUCCAUCUUGGAGAAUGCAGACAAACUCCAACUCCCAGAAGGCAAUGCAACAGUAGCGACUGUGUCCAAGGGCCCCUUGUUCCAAGAAAUGGACACCGUCCGCGUCCCAAGCAUCUCCAUCUCUGCCUCGGCCAUCUUGGGUAACUCCAACCUCCUACUGUGCUCCAGUGCUGAGGAAGAACCCAUGGAGGAUCUAGACUUCGACCAGGGUGACCUACAGGACCUGGUCCCCAGCCUGGAACUCAACAUGGCUGUGGCCCCUGAGACCGCCCCGUCCGUUCCCGACAUCGACCUCCUCGGGGGCCCCUUCUGCCUCUCAGACUGGGAGACCCUGUACAAGUCUGUGGCCAAUGAUCUGGAGCCCCUCUGCACCGCCACGAUGAUGUCUUCCAGUGACAGUCCUACAUGUAGCAGUUAUUACCGCUCUGUGUUUUCGUUCAAUUACUCCGAGAUAGAUCAUGUGGCUGAGGAGAAGGGCUGUUGUGAGAUCUCCGAGGGUCUCAAAGGAGUUGUUGGCGGUAGAUCUGAUUUGAUUAACGGUAAUCUCAAUUCUCCCACUCUGUUGGCCUUGUGAAUCUGUUAUGAACUGGUUGAAGAAAUAGGGCCAGUUCCCCACACACAGAUUAAACCAUAGUCUUAUUAAAAAGUAAUAAUAGCAUGUUCAAUAAUGAUUCUCCAUUGAAAGUGCUUUCCUAGUCCAGGACUAGGACUAGAUCUGUGUCCGGUAAACUGGUCCAUGAGGUUGAUAUUGAAUCAAUAAGCUAUGGUCUAUUUAUCUAUCUAUCUAUCCCCUGAUGUUUUGUUAACCUUUAACACCAAAUUAAAUGGUUACUGUGACUGUAACAGUGUUAACUUCUUCCAGAUAUAUUGGUGCACCUGUGAGGGCUGUUCACUCUCUUGAGUAGUGAUGGUGGAAAAAGUACCCAAUUGUCAUACUUAAGUAAAAGUAAAGAUACCUUCAUAGAACAUGAGUCAAGUAAA
Salvelinus namaycush (lake trout) is the source of this 1466-nucleotide messenger RNA. RefSeq names its product proto-oncogene c-Fos-like. Bases 1 to 1059 code for a protein of 352 amino acids. Gene Ontology annotation, molecular function: RNA polymerase II cis-regulatory region sequence-specific DNA binding; DNA-binding transcription factor activity, RNA polymerase II-specific. Gene Ontology annotation, biological process: regulation of transcription by RNA polymerase II. The record is from RefSeq and is a predicted model, not a curated record. Lineage: Eukaryota; Metazoa; Chordata; Actinopteri; Salmoniformes; Salmonidae. The transcript has 3 exons. Gene Ontology annotation, cellular component: nucleus.